AUGAAUGAGAAAGUAAUUGCUGAUACUGCAAAUUCUUAAUAAGAAGAACUCUUAAGCUUUAAGGAGUUUGAAAAAAUAAAGUUCACCUUCACUGGAAUAGAUAAGUAUAUUAUUAUGGAACUAAAAACCAGCACUCCUUUAGAAGAUUUAAAAUUCAGGUUUUCAAGUAUUUUAAGAACAGAUUUCUUUGCUAAAAGACUAGAAUACUAAGUUAUUAAAGGAUUUAAAGAGAAAGUAUUGUCCUCUUAAAAAUCUCUGCUAAAUUAAGGAAUUCCAUCUGCCUUUAAGGUCCAAGGUCAAGGGUUACUACUUAACAUUCAAGUAAAGAUUAUAGAAGAAGGAGCAUGA
Paramecium tetraurelia is the source of this 348-nucleotide messenger RNA. RefSeq lists its product as uncharacterized. The record is from RefSeq and is a predicted model, not a curated record. NCBI's taxonomy places the organism in Eukaryota, Ciliophora, Oligohymenophorea, Peniculida, Parameciidae. The transcript is spliced from 2 exons.